AUUUGGGCAUGUCAAAAAUGCUUUGACGUGUCUCGUAGGGUUGAUUUAAUUUUUGUGAGUUUAAGUAUUUUGUGCAAUGAUUUCGUAUUAAUAGGAUUUAAUCGUGUUCUAGUAAUAAAUAAAGAAUUAGUGCAAAAUGGAUUUUCUAAAAAGCGGUCUGAAGACCGUGCUGGGUGCACCGGAACCUGGCCACCAACCUUCUGGAGCAGAGAUUGUGGAACGCUUAGUAGACCGGGUGAACAACUCGACGCUGCUAGAAGAUCGACGCGAUGCGUGUCGUGCACUCAAAGCGAUGUCGCGCACCUACCGUGUCGAAGUCGGUGCACAAGGAAUGGACACUCUCAAACAGGUACUGGAGUUGGACCGAGCUGACAACGAAACUAUAAACUAUGCCUUAGACACCCUCAACAACGUAAUGUCACCGACACAGUUUGAGGAGGAAGAGACCAACCCUCGCGUCCCCUUGAACAUCGGGGAGCAGUUCACAGAAAUGUUCAUCAAAGACCAUCACAAUAUACAAUUAGUGCUCGAUCUACUAGACGAGUAUGACUUCAGAGUCCGACUCUCCGCAGUACAACUGCUCACAUCACUCCUCACAAACAGACCAAAAGACAUACAAGAAAUUAUCCUAGUCAAACCCAUGGGCGUAUCAAAGAUGAUGGACCUUCUUGGAGAUACAAGGGAAGUGAUCAGGAACGAAACUCUACUCUUACUAAUAAAGUUAACCAAAGGUAACGCGAAUAUACAGAAGAUUGUAGCAUUUGAAAACGCUUUCGAUAGAUUGUUCGAAAUAGUGUCGACGGAAGGUUACUCUGACGGUGGAAUUAUUGUGGAAGACUGUUUGCUACUGAUGUUGAAUCUAUUAAAGAAUAAUAGCAGUAAUAUAAACUUCUUUAAGGAAGGCAGUUACAUACAGAAGAUGUUGCCUAUGUUUAACACUCCUGACGAGUCUGAGGAAGCUGGCUGGUCGCCACAGAAGGUCUCCAACGUACACUGUAUGCUGCUUAUCGUCAGGACUUUGGUCUCUCCCAGCAACUCCGCACAAAUUAUCUCUAGUUGUCAGAAAAUUAUGAAAAACGUUGGCCUGUUGGAUGCUCUCUGUAACAUUCUAAUGUCGAGUGGAGUGCCCGCGGAUAUCCUCACGGAGACUAUCAACACAGUAGGGGAGGCAGUGAGGGGGGAUGUGACUAACCAGGAGUUCCUAGGCAACGUGAUGGCGCCCUCCAACCCUCCGCGACCAGCUAUCGUAGUAUUACUUAUGUCUAUGGUUAAUGAGAAGCAGCCUUUCUCUUUAAGAUGUGCAGUCCUAUACUGCUUCCAAUGUUACCUGUACCACAACGAGAUGAGUCAAGCCGGCCUGGUGCAAACAUUACUACCGUCUUCUUCAGACAUGUCAUCGUUAACAAGCGGGCAGCUUCUAUGUGGUGGUUUAUUCUCAUCGGAUGUGCUCUCCAACUGGUUCUCAGCUGUAGCCCUGAUGCAUGGCCUGAUAGAUAACCCAGCACAGAAGGAACAGCUCCUCAGGGUGUUACUGGCUACCAAUAUUGGCAGCUCACCCGUGUCACUGCUCCAUCAAUGUACUCUGCUCCUGCAACAGACUACUAAGCUUAAAUCUAAGGUGGGUCUCCUAAUGCUGCUAUGUACAUGGCUAAGCUACUGCCCGGCUGCAGUAGCGGGGUUCUUGCGAACGAACGCAGUGAGCUGGCUGGUGGCGCAGACGUGCUCGGCGGAGCACGACGACAACGAGUACCUGCUGCAAGGACUCUCCGCGUUCCUGCUCGCCAUUUGUAUACACUUCAAUGAUGAUACCGUUGACAAUUAUUCUAAGGAGUCCCUCCGCCAGCUCCUGACGAAGCGUAUAGGCGUGGAAGUGUUGACAUCGAAGCUGUGCGAAGUGUCGCGGCACGAGCUGUACAACGUGGCGGCCAAGCACCCCCAGCUCCGCGCCAAGCUACCCGCCGACGUGCUUAUAGACUACGAGUUCUGUCGACUCUUCAAGUUGUUAGAAAGUGUAGUCGUCCAAAGCCUAUCAGAGCGUCGGCCGGAGAACGGCGCAGGGUCCCCGGCGACGGAACGGGCGUCCCCUGAGGACGGCACCCUGCAGCAGUACAAGACCCUCAUUCGCCAGCAGGACGCCUGUCUCCAGGAACUUAGGCAAGAACAACAGGCGCUGGUGCAGGAGAACCAGAAUCUGAAGGCAUCUCUAAACGACUCACUUUCAGCGAUCUCCCACCUGAAGGACGAGAACACACUAUUAAGAGCACAAAUGUCGGCUGCAACGGCAAUACCUAGUCAGGCUCCCCCUCCCCCCACUCUUGACGACUCCAGGGUCCAAGAAUACGAGGCCAAGCUCCAAGGUCUGUCUGCUGAGGUGACCAGGCUCUCCGGAGAAUUAAAAGCUAGUCAGGAAGGUCAGAAAGCUAUGGCUGAGGAGCUGGAGAAGAUUAAAAAAGAUCAGGAUGAUCUAUUGGAGUUACUUGCUGAUCAGGAUAUAAAGUUAAACGACUACAAGAUGCGACUUCUGUCGCUGGGCCACCCUGUGGAGGAUGAACUGGCGGGCCCCGCGCCGGCCCCGACGCCGGGGGCGGGCCCUGCGCACGCGCAGCUCUCGUGAUGUCUGCGCCCGCGCACCGUCAGUACUGCGCGAGGGAGCUGGCGGCUGAUUCCAGCAGGGAAUAGCGUAGACAGGAUUUAGGACUAAACACUACUGCCUCUAUAUAUAAUAAUUACUAUAAUACUUCUGAUUACGAUUUCUAGGACUCGAAUUUUGAGUCGUGCAAAGUAUAGAAAUAGCUAGUUUGGACAUUCACUUAGUAUGUGGCUACUAAAGUAAGUUCCCGUUUUGCAUACAAUUUGGGAUUAUCUGCGAAAACCAAGUUUAAUCAUUGUGCCGCUACAUCAUUGAGAAAGAUAUGCAUGAUUUGUUCUGUACAAAAUAAUAAUAAAAUAACUUAUUAAUCUCUCCUUCUCACCUUUUGGUUGAAUAUAAAACCCUACACAUUCAAAAUCUGUUAUAACGACAUCGAAGGGACUACUUAUCAUCAUCAUCAGCCUGAUUAAAGAGUAAAUAGGUCUGAAUCAACAAAAAAAAUCUAGGUUAUGAAUAGUUGCGGUAGCUCAGUACUGUUUGCUAAUUUUAUUACUUUAGUCAAUUUAUUUAGAAGUACCCCAAUGUCUGCAUGCGGUAAAGAUAUUGUAUAAUGUAUAAGUUGAUAAUGUACUUAUAAAGUGGUACAUUUGUGCCUACAAAGUGCAAUGUUACAAUGUCUGUUUGGAGUUUUCCCUCGGCAUCAAGCUAGUUUAGAAGCCAUCUCACUCGUGCAUUACCUACAGAAUAAAGAAUAUUUAUAAUAUAUGUCAGUAAUAUAUUUCGAUAUUGUUAAGAUAAUAUUGUGAUUUGAAUGUAAAAAUGUAUGAAAUAUAAAGUUACGAUGCGUUUUGUUCAGAAAUUGUUUCAAUUUCCCUGCCAAUAUGCCUCGAA
Molecule: messenger RNA, 3481 nt
Organism: Spodoptera exigua (beet armyworm)
Lineage: Eukaryota; Metazoa; Arthropoda; Insecta; Lepidoptera; Noctuidae
Source: the annotation of a GenBank genome assembly